AUGUCUCAAGUGCAAGCCCCUUUGACGGCAACAAAUUCUGGUUUGGCAGUCAAUAAUUUUUCUAAUACAAUGAAUUCACAAAUGCCUAACCGUAGUAACGUUAGAUUGGUCAACGGUACUUUACCUCCUUCUCUACACGUUAGCUCCAAUCUAAAUCACAAUACCGGCAACAGCUCUGCUUCACAUUCCGGUUCGCAAUCUCGUGAUGAUUCCACCAUAGUGGGAUUACACUAUAAGAUUGGUAAGAAAAUUGGUGAAGGUUCAUUUGGUGUACUUUUCGAAGGAACCAACAUGAUCAAUGGAUUGCCAGUGGCCAUCAAAUUUGAACCGAGGAAAACGGAGGCCCCACAGCUGAAGGACGAAUACAGGACCUACAAAAUUUUAGCAGGAACCCCUGGUAUACCACAAGCAUACUAUUUCGGUCAAGAAGGGCUACACAAUAUAUUGGUUAUUGACCUACUCGGUCCUUCUUUGGAAGAUUUAUUCGACUGGUGUGGGAGAAGAUUUUCAGUGAAGACUGUAGUGCAAGUAGCGGUACAAAUGAUAACUUUGAUUGAAGACUUACAUGCUCAUGACUUGAUUUAUCGUGAUAUUAAGCCUGAUAAUUUUUUGAUUGGAAGACCGGGCCAACCAGACGCCAAUAAGGUUCAUUUGAUCGAUUUUGGUAUGGCUAAACAAUAUCGUGAUCCGAAGACUAAACAACACAUUCCAUAUAGGGAAAAAAAAUCAUUAAGUGGUACAGCAAGGUACAUGUCGAUAAAUACUCAUUUAGGUAGAGAACAAUCUAGGAGAGAUGAUAUGGAAGCUAUGGGUCAUGUUUUCUUCUAUUUCUUAAGAGGUCAACUACCAUGGCAAGGUUUGAAAGCACCAAACAAUAAACAAAAAUACGAAAAAAUUGGUGAAAAGAAGAGACUAACAAACGUUUACGAUUUGGCUCAGGGCCUACCAAUUCAGUUUGGUAGGUAUCUGGAAAUUGUCAGAAAUUUAUCCUUUGAAGAAACUCCCGAUUAUGAAGGUUAUCGUAUGCUGUUACUAUCUGUAUUGGAUGAUUUAGGCGAAUCAGCAGACGGACAAUACGAUUGGAUGAAAUUGAAUGGUGGCCGCGGUUGGGAUUUAUCGAUAAACAAAAAGCCAAACUUACAUGGCUAUGGUCAUCCAAAUCCACCAAACGAAAAGUCAAAAAGACAUAGGAGUAAAAACCAUCAAUACUCAUCACCUGACAACCACCAUCACUAUAGUCAGCAGGCACAGGCGCAGGCUCAAGCGCAGGCACAAGCGCAGGCACAAGCUCAAGCUCAGGCUCAGGCUCAGGCCCAAGCGCAAGCGCAGGCUUUGGCGCAACAACAACAGCAAUUGCAACAAGCUCAGGCGCAGCAACAAGCCAACCGUUAUCAGUUGGAACAAAGUGAUUCACACUAUGAUGAAGAGAGAGAAGCAUCCAAGCUCGAUCCAACUUCAUAUGAAGCAUACCAGCAACAGACGCAACAAAAGUAUGCUCAACAGCAACAAAAGCAAAUCAACCAGAAGUCUAAACAGUUUGUCAAUACUAGUCCCAAUGGUCAGACCAACAAGUAUCCAUAUAAUGCGCAACCAACAAUUAACCAACCUGACGCUAAAAACGCAACACAAGAUAGAAAUAGUAAUAAGUCAUCGAAAGGUUUUUUCAGUAAACUAGGAUGUUGUUAA
Molecule: messenger RNA, 1686 nt
Organism: Saccharomyces kudriavzevii IFO 1802
Lineage: Eukaryota; Fungi; Ascomycota; Saccharomycetes; Saccharomycetales; Saccharomycetaceae
Gene: YCK2
Product: serine/threonine protein kinase YCK2
Exons: 1
Coding region: 1-1686 (561 amino acids)
Biological process (GO): signal transduction; endocytosis; peptidyl-serine phosphorylation
Cellular component (GO): nucleus; cytoplasm
Molecular function (GO): ATP binding; protein serine/threonine kinase activity
Source: RefSeq, a predicted model, not a curated record